GGAGACGAAGAACUAUUUCUCUAUCUCUUAAGCUCUAAUUAAGUUACCAAACACACCCAUACACGAAGAGAAAAAUGGCACAGCUGAUGAAGCUACUUGUGACAAUUGCAUUAACAUUCACAAUUACAACCGCCACCGUCACCACAACAACUACCAAAACCAACCCCACGACCGAAACAUUUGCUCUCAAAGACCCUUUCAAGGACCUUACAUCCCUUAAGAUCAGACCGAGUCGGUUCUUGGCCCAAACAGAUGGCAAGGGUCAAGGGCCUAAAGCCCAAAACCCAAAUGCAGCCAACACAUGCAAAAGAGAUUCAGAGAUCUGCAGUAGCACCGGAGCAAAGUCUACAUUGACUUGUUGCAACAAAAAGUGUAUGGAUUUAUCAACCGACAAUCAAAACUGCGGUGCGUGUAAGAACAAAUGCCCGUACGGGACAACAUGUUGUGGCGGUAAGUGCGUUAGCUUGAAUUACGAUAAUGACCAUUGCGGUUGGUGUAACCAUCGUUGCAAACGAAACACGCAUUGCUUCCUCGGUCUUUGUGACUACGCGUGA
Eruca vesicaria subsp. sativa (arugula) is the source of this 554-nucleotide messenger RNA. Lineage: Eukaryota; Viridiplantae; Streptophyta; Magnoliopsida; Brassicales; Brassicaceae. The record is from the annotation of a GenBank genome assembly.